AUGGCAAUCCCAGCAGUUACUAUGCCAGAUGGACCGUUGCCUGGUUGGAAAAUAUUAGUAGAUUAUAGAGAUACAGCAUGUUCUUCCAUGGAAGGACCAUUAGCUGCAUUUGAGUUUUACAUCAACGGAUCUGCAGAUGCUUUCAUUGGACCAGGCUGUGAAUACGUGAUAGCCCCAGUCGCAAGAUACGCUGGACCUUGGGGUAUUCCCAUUUUAACGGCUGGUGCUCAAGCUCACGCAUUCAACUUUAAAUAUCCAAAUUACGCUACGUUGACGAGAAUGAUGGGCAGCUAUGCACAAGCUGCUGAAGCUCUCUGGAAGGUUUUUGAGGAGUUCAAUUGGCAUCGGCUGGGUAUGCUGUUUCAUAACAAUGACGCGUCGAGUGGAAUGGGGAACAGUCCUUGUUUUCUAACGCUAAGCGCAGUAUUAGAGGUGUUCAAGAAGAAAGGCGAGUCGCUCACACCGAACAUAAACUAUUCAUUUGACGAGAAAAAUGUUACGACAUCGAUGUUGAAGAAAUUCUUGCAAAAAUUAUCAUCGAAUACUAGAAUUGUCGUGGUAUGCGCGAAUCCAAACACUGUAAGGGAGAUAAUGCUAGCAGCCGACGAACUCAAUAUGGUGUCUUCAGGGGAAUACGUUUUCUUCAAUAUCGAACUGUUUUCAAACUUAGCAUCAGCAUCCUCCAAAGAACCUUGGAAAGUAGCAAAUGACACAGACGAGCGGAAUGAGCGAGCGAGGCGAGCGUACAGUGCUGUGCUCACAGUCACUAGUCCGGCACCUGAAAAGAAAGAAUAUUUGGAGUUUUCGGAUCAGGUUAAAGAAUUAGCAGCGAGAAAAUACAAUUAUACAUUCGAAAAGGGUGAAGUGGUAUCGACCUUCGUGGCAGCCUUCUAUGACGCCGUGUUGUUGUAUGCGUUAGCACUUAAUGCAACACUUGAGCAGACGAAUAACACUUCUGGCUCUUUAGACGGUGUUGCUCUCAUCAGGAACAUGUGGAACAGGACAUUUCAAGGUAUCACGGGUGAGGUUGUGAUUGACGACAAUGGUGACCGCGUAGCUUCGUAUUCGCUUCUUGACAUGAACCCAGUGACGAGUAAAUUCGAGGUGGUAGCAACUUAUGUGGCAGCGAAUUCGUCGCUCCAAUUCAUUCCAGAUCGGCCCAUACAUUGGGCUGGGGGGAGAACGACACCACCUCCUGACACCCCGGAGUGCGGCUUCGACGGCACUUUGUGUCCUGAUAAUUCGAUACCAGUGUACGCGAUACUUAGUAUUGUCCUGAGUUCUGUAGUUGUGGUGUUGGCAGUACUAUCAGUAUUUAUUUACAGACAUUACAAGCUGGAAGCGGAGAUCGCAAUGAUGACUUGGAGAGUUAGCUGGAGUGAUGUGCUGCCUCCUGGUGGUAGACUGCGCGGUAGCAUGCAUUCUCUCGCACGAAGGUACAGCUCCGGGACAGCUUACUCAGAUGAAGGAGCAUCUCUUCCUGGUGACCGCCAAGUAUUUACCAAAAGAGGUUAUUACAAAGGUUGUAAAGUAGCCAUCAAGGAGGUCGACAAGCAACGCAUAGAUCUAACAAGGCCACUUUUAUUGGAGCUAAAAAAGAUGAAGGACUUAGAACACGAUCAUUUGGCAAGAUUUUAUGGAGCUUGCGUUGACCCACCUCACUGCUGCCUCCUAACCGAAUAUUGCCCAAAAGGAUCACUGCAAGAUAUUCUCGAAAAUGAAACUAUCAAAUUGGAUUGGAUGUUCAAAGUUAGCUUGAUGCACGACAUAGUUAGGGGAAUGCAUUACCUUCACGGUACCGAUAUCAAAUCGCACGGGGCUCUAAAAUCAACCAACUGUGUAGUGGAUUCACGAUUCGUUUUGAAGAUCACAGAUUUCGGGCUCCACGCUUUAAGGACUUCGGAAAAGGAUUCUAAAGCCCACAGCUAUUGGACGCGUUUAUUAUGGACGUCUCCUGAGCUACUUCGAAUGCAGGAGCCUCCACCGGAAGGGACUCAGAAAGGAGACGUAUAUUCCUUUGGGAUUAUCAUGCAUGAGAUCGUUCACCGUCAGGGAGUGUUCUGGCUAGGAUCAGGAGUGGAAAUAUCUCCUAAAGAAAUUAUAGAAACCAUUAUCGGAAGUGGUUUACGUCCAAACACUGGACAACAUCGGUCGUGCGAAGCAGAAGAGGCCACAGAGCUCAUGCGGAGAUGUUGGUCCGAAGACCCCACUGAGAGACCAGACUUUGCUCACCUUAAGGGGGCGAUACGAAGGCUGAAUAAGGCCCAAGAAAGCAGUAAUAUAUUGGACAAUCUUCUAUCACGUAUGGAACAAUACGCAAACAACUUAGAAAUGUUAGUCGAAGACAGAACAAAAGACUAUUUGGAAGAGAAGAAGAAAUGUGAGGAGCUACUUUACCAAUUGCUACCAAAAUCUGUCGCCUCUCAACUCAUUAAUGGCCAGUCUGUCGUCGCAGAGACCUUCGAACAGGUGACCAUUUACUUUUCUGACAUCGUCGGAUUCACUGCUCUCUCAGCGUCAUCUACACCAAUGCAAGUUGUUGAUCUGCUCAACGACUUGUACACCUGUUUCGAUUCUAUAGUGGAAAACUAUGAUGUGUACAAGGUGGAAACUAUAGGAGAUGCGUACAUGGUAGUUUCUGGUUUACCAGAACGUAAUGGAACUAGACACGCAUGUGAAGUGGCUCGGAUGGCUCUAGCACUUCUGAAUGCCGUCCAGAGGUUCCGAAUCAGACAUAGGCCACACGAUCAGCUCAAGCUAAGAAUUGGCAUACAUUCAGGUCCUUGUGUGGCUGGUGUCGUUGGUCUCAAAAUGCCUCGCUACUGUCUCUUUGGGGAUACAGUGAAUACGGCGUCUAGGAUGGAAUCGAACGGAGAAGCUCUCAAAAUACACGUCUCUCCAGACACAAAGGCACUUUUGGACUCUUUUGAAACUUUCCAUUUAGAAUGUAGAGGAGAAGUUCCGAUGAAGGGUAAAGGAAUUCUAGUCACAUAUUGGUUGUUAGGAGAAAAAGGAGAUCCAAACGCACAAAAAGAUAAACCAUCACUAAUAAAAUCACAAACUCAAUCGAGUGAGAGUGGAUCCCUAUCACAUCUUACUCCAUUCAGAAACAGAAAAGAUCAAGGUUCAAGAUCUUCAAGUAGAAGGGGGUCGGGAGUUCUUACACAAAAAGGUAAUGAUUUAAUCAAACUAGAAAAAGAAGCCCAACCACUUUUGCAAAAUAUUAAAAUUCAAAGACAACAUUCUGAUCCAACAGAGCCUGUCAUAAACGGAGUUACAGAUAGUGAAGAUUUAGAUAAAGUCAAUUUCUCAAAUCCUAUUUCACUCAAUGUCAACUCUCUUAGCCACAACUCUGUUAGUCAUGGACAGCCAAGAGUGAAACUAAAGGAUUGUCAAAUGAACACAGUUGGUAAUCACAAUAAAGCAGGCAAUAACAACUGGAUCGCCAAGAUGCCUACAGCGAGCUCUUUUGACAACGGCUGUAAGAAAAAUAAUGAGCAUUUAAAAGACUACAGUAGUGUACCGCUGCUUUCCAAAUCAGAAACGUUGAAUGAUUCAAUUGUGUAA
Messenger RNA from Diatraea saccharalis (sugarcane borer), 3567 nucleotides. Lineage: Eukaryota; Metazoa; Arthropoda; Insecta; Lepidoptera; Crambidae. The record is from the annotation of a GenBank genome assembly.